UCCGUCUCUCUCUGUAUGACGACCUUUCGAGUGAUACGGUAAUGACUGAUAACAGAAAAUCAUAUGUUCGUGGAUACGAAUACGAAAGUCGUCAAGCCUUUUUUUUCGACAUUAAUUAACACAGUGGAUUAAGAUCAGUUCAGCCCAUCGGGCAGUUGACAAAAAUGGCUCUGACCAACGUUCAUAGGAUUUUGUUUCGUGCGCCUCCGUCCACUCGGCACAUUGUAGGCAAGGCCCUGCAAGCGUCCCUUGGACCAAAACCGCCGAAACCUGCUCCGUUCCCGUAUAAAGAAAAGGACUACACGAUGUUCAGGAGUUUGUUCGACAAGACGACGUCGCGUUUUGAUGAAAACAGCAAAUUGAUCGUUCUCGAAGGCCCUGUUGGAAUUGGUAAGACGGCUGUUGGACAUCAGCUUGCUGAUUUAUUGGGUAUGCAUUUUAUGCCAGACAUUACAAUGGACGCGUAUUACAUAAAUAACUAUGGAUACGAUAUGCGAAAAUUAGACCCACAACUACCAGUCAAUUGUCGUAGUUUUGACGAGAAGAAUUUUCUUGAAAAUCCAGAACACUUUAAUGCUGCUUCAUUUCAAAUAAUCAAAUAUAAGUUACGUUAUGCUCAUUAUAUUGAUGCUAUUGCACACUUGUUGAAUACUGGAGAAGGUGUAAUUAUCGAACGCAGUCCAUACAGUGACUUUGCGUUUUUAGAAGCAAUGUAUAAAUGCAAGUAUGUCAGCAAAGCAGUACGUGAAAUGUACUAUAUACUGUACAAGCAUGCUAUGCCAGAUUUGCUACAUCCUCAUUUGGUUAUCUACUUGGAUGCACCAGUACCAAGAUUAUUAGACCUUAUAAAAGAAAGAAAACUACCUCAUGAAGUUAAUUCUAAGGCAAUGAAUACUAAGUAUUUAGAAGCUAUGGAUAACGAAUUGAAAUAUAAAUUUUUAAGGGAUAUCAGCAACCGAUCUGAGGUAUUAGUUUACGAUUGGUCAGAAGGUGGAGAUGCAGAAGUAAUUGUUGAAGAUUUAGAACGUUUAGAUCUCGACAACUAUGAUGAAAAUGAUCCCAAGAUAGAAGACUGGAGUUAUUCCAGAGAACAAUAUUGGGCUGAUGUACGAAUGAAAUAUACCAAUUGUAAAGAAGAUUUAAUUUCUAAUUUUAACGUCCCUCUUGUUGAUGCUCCAGAACUUCUUAUACCUGGUGAAGAAGCCGAAGUUCUUACACAUGCUUGGUUCAAAGCCGAAGGAAAUACACACGCAGAUGGUUAUGAUCCGAAAUACCAUAGCUUUACAGAACUACUAUUCAAAAACAAGUCUAAGAAAGGUUGGAGUCCGGUAUCAUGAAGUGAAAACACAUCUAUGAUUUUGUAUAAUUUUAUUCAUAAACCAUUGCUUAGCUAAGACAAAAAUACUCGUUGUCCCGUUCUGUUUAAUAUAAUUUGCAUUGUAUUGUUUAACAUUUAAAUACAAUAUUUACAUAUUAUUAGUAUAAAAUAUGAAUUAUGAUUAUUAAUUAUUAUUUUAAUAAAACGUUUAGUGUCUAUUCGUUGUAAA
Molecule: messenger RNA, 1547 nt
Organism: Melanaphis sacchari
Lineage: Eukaryota; Metazoa; Arthropoda; Insecta; Hemiptera; Aphididae
Gene: ND-42
Product: NADH dehydrogenase [ubiquinone] 1 alpha subcomplex subunit 10, mitochondrial
Exons: 6
Coding region: 165-1337 (390 amino acids)
Biological process (GO): mitochondrial electron transport, NADH to ubiquinone
Cellular component (GO): cytoplasm
Source: RefSeq, a predicted model, not a curated record